Saccostrea cuccullata (small rock oyster) is the source of this 1787-nucleotide messenger RNA. RefSeq lists its product as uncharacterized. NCBI's taxonomy places the organism in Eukaryota, Metazoa, Mollusca, Bivalvia, Ostreida, Ostreidae. The coding region runs from base 1 to 1650 and encodes 549 amino acids. The record is from RefSeq and is a predicted model, not a curated record. The transcript is spliced from 5 exons.
AUGAACAAGGAGGAACUUGAUAUGAUGAUCAAAGUGCAAUUAUUUCACCAUCGGCGAAAUGACAAAGUUACUAGUGCAAAGAAACAUAGAUCAAAAGAAAGGGAGAGAAUUAGACAAGAAUAUUUUUUUAAUGGACAUCAAGUGUGUAGAGAAACAUUUGCGUUUUGCCAUGGAGUUUAUAGGAAGGCGGUGGACGCGCUUGCUCGUUCCCUUGAUAAGGAUGGACUCGCUCCUAGAAUUCAUGGAAACAUUGGUAAACAUCCAAAGCAUGCCCUCACUGUAAAUGAUGUUCAAUCUGUAAAAGAUUUUCUAACAUCUUAUGGAAACAAGUUUGGUUUACCAUUACCAGGAAGACUGCCAAACUACAGAGAUUGUAGAGCUAUAGUGUUGCCCUCUGAUAAGACCAAGGCUGAUAUACAUCAGGACUAUUUGUUAGUUGCAGAGAGUCUACAUUUGAGAAAGAUAUGUUUGUCAGAAUUUAAAAGAGUUUGGCUGAAUACAUGUCCACAUGUUCUAAUUAGCAAGCCUUCAACAGACCUAUGCUAUAAAUGCCAAUCCUAUGCGAAUAUCCUGGUUCAUGGUGGCAAUAUGACAGAAGAGGAAAAGGAGCAACAUCUUGAGAAAUACACAGCUCAUGUUGAAAAAUCAAAGAUGCAGAGGGAUUAUUACAGAAGGCAAUGUGAAGUUUCUAAAACUAGCUUUUCUGCUCUUCCAAAUGAGAGAAAAACCAGAGGUCAGCCCAUCUGUUCUUUGGAGGGAACUCAACAUUACAGUUUUGAUUAUGCCCAGCAAAUACAUUAUCCACAUUAUGCGCAACAGGUUGGUCCUUUGUUCUUCAAAACCCCACGGAAAUGCCAGUGUUUUGGAAUCUGUUCAGAGGGUUCAGGAUCACAGAUAUUUUACUUGAUUGAUGAGUCUCAGCAUUCUGGAAAGGGGGCAAACUCUGUUGCCAGUAUGAUUCACCACCAUUUUCAACAUAAAGGUUAUGGAGAAAUGAAUUUACAACUCCAUAUGGACAACUGCACUGGUCAAAAUAAAAACAACACUGUUAUUGGAUAUGGGAUGUGGCGAGUUAUGACCGGCAGACAUAUGACCAUUGAGUUUUCUCUGAUGGAGGCAGGCCACACAAAGUUUCAUCCCGACUGGCAUUUUGGGCUCUGGAAGGUGAAAUGGCGAGGAACAACUGCAGAGAAUCUUGAGGAAGUGGCCAAAUCCGUUGCUCAUUCAUCUAGGAAUAACCAUAAUAUUCCCCAGCUUGUAGAGGAUCCCCAGUAUCCAGUCAUUUUCUAUGACUGGAGCACGUUUCUCAAGAAGUACUUCAAGCCAAUACCUCAACUCAAGCAGUAUCAUCAUUUUCGCAUGACACAUGAACAUCCUGGAGUAGUCCAUCUACGAAAGUAUGCUGGAGAUGAAGAAAUUACUGUCAACAUCCUGAAACACAAAGAUUUCAGGUUUCCAAACAUGGAUGCCUCUCUUCCAACUGUUAUUAAAGCAUGUGGCCUUGACGCACAGCGACAGUGGUAUUUAUACGACGAGGUGGCCCCAUACUGUGCCAGUCAUGAGGCAUGUCCCCGCCCAAGUGUACCAAAACCAUCAGCCAUAAAAGUUGAACAGAAAGUGAAAUUAGGAAAGAGAAAAUGUGCAAAUUAACAUUGUAACAAAUCAAUGUAAUUUACAUGCUGUCAUGGAUGUUAAGAGUUUGAUUUUAUCUAGUUCUUAAAACUGUUAUAUUCUGUUGUAUUAAUUUGAUCAAACAAUAUGUGUUUCAGAAUGAAAUGACAUCUAUU